AUGUUUACCAGAUCAAUCUUACAAAGAGUCACCAAGACUCCAGCUCAACAAUUGACUUCAUCGAUUAUCCCUAAAAGAUCUUUUCAAAUCUCGGCUAAAUUGAUGAGUGAUAUGAAUAAUAUUUAUGGGCAUCCAGAAGAGGGUGUUUAUUCAAAUUUGCCAUUCAAGAUUAAGAACAGAAAAUUUAUUCCAUUUGCAGUUUGGUAUUGGGGUGUUAUGGGGUUCUUUUUUGCUUUUCCGUUUUUGACUUCAACUUGGCAAAUUUAUAAAUCUGGUGGUUUCAAUGCUAAGGAUGAAUAA
Messenger RNA from Lodderomyces orthopsilosis Co 90-125, 300 nucleotides. It is a transcript of the gene COX8, whose product is annotated as cytochrome c oxidase subunit VIII. Gene Ontology annotation, biological process: mitochondrial electron transport, cytochrome c to oxygen. The transcript has a single exon. The record is from RefSeq and is a predicted model, not a curated record. Lineage: Eukaryota; Fungi; Ascomycota; Pichiomycetes; Serinales; Debaryomycetaceae. Bases 1 to 300 code for a protein of 99 amino acids.